This is a messenger RNA of Eremothecium cymbalariae DBVPG#7215, 2295 nucleotides long. RefSeq names its product Mak10p (gene MAK10). The coding region runs from base 1 to 2295 and encodes 764 amino acids. The record is from RefSeq and is a predicted model, not a curated record. Gene Ontology annotation, cellular component: NatC complex. The transcript has a single exon. Gene Ontology annotation, biological process: N-terminal peptidyl-methionine acetylation. NCBI's taxonomy places the organism in Eukaryota, Fungi, Ascomycota, Saccharomycetes, Saccharomycetales, Saccharomycetaceae.
AUGGAGUCCCAGUUUCGUUUGUUGUCUAUAUUGGAUGAAGAGAAUGAACUUGUGGAUAUUACAGAUUCAUUGAAGCAACUUGCACUGCAGUUGAGGGCUGAUGAGAUCGUCAAACUACCUGAUUUUGAUCUGUUUGAAGGUACACAUGCAUUGGAGGUAAAUAAUGUUAAGUUGGACUCUACUUUGUUGGAGUUGACCCCUGCAGAAUUGGAAUUUGACAGUAAAAAGGCAUAUGGUGAGGAUAGAGAUGCACAAAUAGUGUUUGUGACGAGUGUUGUUGAUCGUUUAUGUCGUUCUAUUAUGGAUUGGCUUAAUGAUUAUCAGAGUCUACCUACCACUGUGUUAAGUUGUAGGUAUGUUGAUUAUUUGAGUGAGCGGUGCAAGAAAGUUCCAAAGGGUAAGCUUGAAGAGGCUCAAUUGAACACGGGCUCUGAGCUUUAUGAUAAAGUUUUGAGCACAUGUGUGUUCGCCACUUUUUCGUUAAUACAUUUCGUUGAUUCAUUGCUUCGAGCCGGUGUUAUUUAUGAGGAAGAGGACUUGAAUUGCAAUACGAUGGGUCUUUAUAUGCUGGAUGACGUCCCUGUUUCAGAGAUUUCGGACAAGUUGUUAGAAUGUCGCCAGUUAAUUGAAGAGAAGUACCCAGAGGGCAAACGGCUUCUGCUGUUGGUGUGCUUAUUUGAAAACCUGAUUAAAAUUCAUCAGUAUAGGCCAUUAGUUAAUCGUCCACCAUCUGAAAACGUUGAGCCAUUACAAAAUUUGAUAACUGUAGCUGAGGAAUUGAACAAAGACAAUUGGAUACAUGAACCACCUCCAGGAUCUUUCUCUAGGGGCAUUCAAAAGUUUCUGUCUAAUCAGCAUCCGCCAAAACAACUAUAUGAACCUACGGGUCAAGAAUAUUUAGCGUAUGGUACUAUGGCUAAAGAUAUUUUAAGCGUGUUAGAAGUUAGAUUUGCCAGGUCUGUCGUUGAGAUUAGACAAUUUGCAUGGUUCUUCAAUAGAUCAAGACAAAGACAUGUUAUUGCACGAGCACUAUUCCCGUUGUAUCUUAUGAGGGAUGACCAAUCCAUAUUGGGCAUUUAUACUUUUUCAGAUUUCACGCAUCAAACUGUAUUGAAUUUUGCUCUAUCUGGUACCCAAAUGGAAAAACACAUCCUUGAAGAAGGUGAUGAGGAAUUCAAAACGAACUUAAAUGAUUUUUAUCAAGAAAUAUCCGCUGCUCUGUUUGAGUGGUAUCAGAACAUGGCUCAAAACACCUGUAGAUAUAGGCAGGGUUAUAACCGUCAAUUGUUACUGUGGGAUUCACUUCAAGCGAAGCUCGAGCCAUUUGAAACAAAAUUGGAGUCCAAGGGAAUCAUCGAUAGAAUUAGUCAAUUGGAAGAUGUAUCUUUAAUGCCGCUCAACACUUGGGUUUAUUUUAUGAAGCUUAUUUCAAUGUUAGAGUUUACACUCAAAGGUUUCGAGUUAGAAGUUUACAAGUCUUGGGAAUUUUUUACAAUGUAUUGGUAUAGCUACUAUCUGGCUUACCAUCUUGGUUGUUGCCUACAACGUGUGCAGGCAUUCCUAGAAGAUAGAACCGCAUCUAUCCAAUCUAUGAAUAAAAAACUAAAGAAAUUGAAAUCAGGACCUAAAAAGGAUAAACUGCGAGCUCAAUACCAUGAAUUAAUGAACAACACCACCCCGCAGCUGCGUCAAAACCUGCAAUUUGUAAAUUAUAUGACCUCCGAGUGCACCCUGAUCAAAUCCCUGUGCCUGGCUCAGGUUCUUCAAUUUGGUAUCUUAGUGUCCUAUGGUAUUAUAGAUAGCAAUAACCCAGCGGCAACAAAAUUCUCAAAAAACGAGUUCCUCCAUGAACUGAGAUUCAAAACAUUUUCCUCAAUUGGUGUUCCAGAGUUACCAACCUAUGAAACUUUCAAAGAUUCUUUGAGCACAUUUACUUUUACAGAACCUGGAUUUGUUUCUAAAUGUAGAACGUCACAUCAGUUAAUAAAUAAAGAACUGGAAACUGCUAAAAGUGCAUUAGAGAAUAUAAUUAAAUCAUUAAAGUUCGCUGAUAACACCGAAGGCCAAAAUUCAUUCACAGGAAACAGACUUGUUGAAGAAUCCGCAUUAGAGUGGUAUUCAAAAUUAGAAAAAAACAUCUUUGCCUUGAAACUCAACGGGGCAGCCAUACUAUACAAGCUGGGUGAUGUGCCGUCUGAUGCCAGUCUCAAGAAAUACAAAGCCCAAGCUACUUAUGUUUCCGAUGCUUGUAAAUAUUUCCCAAUACUAAAGCUACAAAAUAUUUCCACUAAAUGA